Molecule: messenger RNA, 1594 nt
Organism: Aspergillus wentii DTO 134E9
Lineage: Eukaryota; Fungi; Ascomycota; Eurotiomycetes; Eurotiales; Aspergillaceae
Exons: 3
Coding region: 249-1328 (359 amino acids)
Source: RefSeq, a predicted model, not a curated record
GAAACCAUUGCAAUCCGUGGUAGCAUACACGCAAGUGGGAUACUAUGAGUUGCAUUUCCGCGCAAGGGUCGAUCAUUAAUGUCAAAUCGAACAUUUUCCUUGCCUCGUUUUUAUUGCUGCUGCAACCAGGAUCAUAAUCUUUAUUUUAAAUUUCCAGCCGUUACUCGAGUAGCAUCCCUUCCAACCCCCUCUUUAUGACAUAAUUUUCCUUCAAAAUUCAAUUGACCACACUAUCUCUAGCAUCAACAAUGGCACCAGAGCCAAUCAUCCAGCACUGGCUGCACAGCAUCAGCGGACGUGAAGAAUCCUCAGAAGGCACAAAUCUCCCAUACAAACGCCGGAGGCGAAUCUCCGACAGCCAUUUACCAUGGAUAGCCCCCGCUCCGUCACAGCUAGGAUACAAACUGGAUUAUGUUCCAGAGUUGGAUGAAGGCAAAGACUGCAGCCCAGCAGCAAUUAAGCGUGGGUUGGGUGAUGGCGGGGUUAAGGUGCUGUAUAUGUCCGAGUCGGAUGGAUUGCCUCAUAGUGCUGAUGCGUGUGAGUUUUUGUCUUUUCUCACGCGUGAGGAUAGAGGGACAGUGGAACACAUGGAUGGAGAUACGGAUGCCAUUAAGACGGUCACAGAAGCAGCCUGUAAAUUCGAGGCUGAGGGCCGAGGGAAGGGGUCGUGGGUGUUUGAAGUUGCGUAUCCAAUGAUGCAGCUGGCAGUCAAGGGGACCAAUCUUGAAUCGUGGAGUGUCCAGGGAGAAACUGCCCACGCAGACUAUGGUAUGUGCUGCCCAACACACGAGACAAUUGAUUGCACCAUCGACCUUGUGGCCGGUUUAUCUCCAGUCCAUUGGGAGGGGCAAUACGAACAGUACGCAAACCAGGGAUACGGUUUAUUCGAAACAUUCAGCCACGUCGACGGAAAAUACGGACAUUCAAGUAAGCGACUACUAGGGCCUGGAGUCAAGGUGACAGACUCAUGCAAUGGAUUCGAGAUGGCCGAAGUAGACCUUGGGGUUUGGAUGGGUGGGCUGAUCAGAUGGGGUUUUGAAAAUCGGCGGGGUGUUGACACCCCCCCUCCUGUGGUUGGAUGCAUCAUGACAGGUCAACGAUGGGAAUUCUACAUCAUCUAUGGGUUGGCAGAGAGAUGGAUGCCUGAGGACCCGGGUGAGCCGGAUACCGUGUUGGGUGAAGUGCACGUCUAUGGUCCUCUAGGAGACCUCACAGGCUGGACUGAUACUGAAGAUACUACCGCAUUUCUAUUGGAGACGCUACGACGUGUGAUGGAGUAUACGGGAUCUUCUUAUGCAAAUCUCCUUUUUGACACAAUCCUCAAGUGAUAUACUCACGCCAGCAGAUUAAUACUCAUUUGAUAAUAUUCGUUUCAUAUUUAGAUACAUUCAUCAAAUAUCUUUCACAACAUCCAUAUUUGUCUUUUCUAGCUGCACAACUUGGUGCAAGUGGCUGUAGCUGAUUGCUGACAGGUUCCGAGGCAUGUCUGGCAAGGCGGAGUGCAGCUCGACACGGUCUGCAGAUAACAUUGGUUGUAGUUCCCACCGGGGCACGAGCGGGCCUCGAGGGCAGCAGGCUCUGCGGCAGGGGCGGC